AUGGAAUUUACAUGGCAGGCCAAUACUCCCCAAUGGCGGACUAGAAAUCGGGCUGCACGAGCUUGUCCGACCUGCCAGCGACGAAAGAAGCGAUGCCGGCACCUCGCUCCUAGUUCAGUGGAGUCUCAGCUCCUACCGACACAUACCAAAAAGCUUGACACAAAUCGCAAUGUUACCAGUCGACCGGAUUUUCGAAAUCCUCAUACUCAUGGUCUUGCGACUUGGGAGAGAACGUCGUCAGCAGAUCCAGUCUUGCAAUCAAUCCCCAACACGGAGCGAUUCGUAGGAGACUUGAACCCGGAAGCGUUUAUACGAGAGAAGCUGGAUGAAUCCACUAGUAAUCGUUUCCGGGACCGGGUUGGGCUCUGGAUAAGCUCCCCAUCUACACAGAAUUGUAGUCAAGAUGUGCACGAGGCGCGACACACUGGUAAUAAAGACCCCUCUACAUUGUCAUCACCACCACCAGCUCUGGACCGACUUGCAAUAGAGAAUUUAUUAAACCAGCGACACUCCUCAGCAAUACAGGCAUGUGGUCACCUUCCUAAAACGACUUGGGAGCCUCUAACGGCUAUCUACUUUGCCAAGAUCAAUCACAUAAUACCUCUAUUAGAGAUGGACUCCUUCGUCAACGCCCAAACUCAAAGCUCCGUGUCUGCUUUUCUCGAGCGGGCUAUUUGCCUAGUUGCAGCGAAAGACCCCGAAGCAAUCCCACAUCUACGCCUAGUAGAAGAAGGGCCGGUUUUACCAAUCCGUCAAUUUUGCUCUAGCAUUUACAAUGGGCUCAAGGUCGCCAUGGAUAUGGAACUAGAGUCUGAUCGCUUGACCCGUAUCCGCGUCCUUGCACUGAUGUCUUUGCAUUUUGAUGGCAAUGAGGGGGAGAGAGGCCGCAUCCUUACAUCUUUGCCAGGCCAUUCACCAGGCCCAAACGAUAGGUUUACACCUUGA
Penicillium longicatenatum is the source of this 945-nucleotide messenger RNA. RefSeq lists its product as uncharacterized. Bases 1 to 945 code for a protein of 314 amino acids. NCBI's taxonomy places the organism in Eukaryota, Fungi, Ascomycota, Eurotiomycetes, Eurotiales, Aspergillaceae. The record is from RefSeq and is a predicted model, not a curated record. The transcript has 2 exons.